Molecule: messenger RNA, 522 nt
Organism: Metopolophium dirhodum (rose-grain aphid)
Lineage: Eukaryota; Metazoa; Arthropoda; Insecta; Hemiptera; Aphididae
Product: UDP-glucosyltransferase 2-like
Exons: 3
Coding region: 1-522 (173 amino acids)
Molecular function (GO): UDP-glycosyltransferase activity
Source: RefSeq, a predicted model, not a curated record
AUGUCUUCGAUACCGGAAGAAAUAAAAAAAGCGUUAUUGGAAGUUCUCGCACAAAUUCCUCAAAGAGUGUUAUGGAAAUAUGAAAACGAACUGGAAGACAUUCCGAAAAAUGUGAUGGUUAGAAAGUGGUUACCACAACGUGAUAUACUUUUCAGAUGUGGAGGUGUAUCUGGGGUAUACGAAACCUUAGACGCUGAAGUCCCGGUUCUUGGAUUACCCGUGUCUGGUGAUCAACCUAGAAAUUUAGAAAAUUUAGUAAAUGCGGGAAUGGCUAUUUCUAUGGACCUCUUGUCUAUAACAAAUUAUAGUUUCUUAAGAAAUGUUUUAGAACUUCUCAACGAUAAAAAGUACAAGGAAAAUAUUGAAACCACUUCAAAAAUAUUCAAAGAUCGACCAAUAUUGCUUGAAGAAUCUGUUGUUUACUGGACUGAGUAUGUUCUUCGGCACAAAGGUGCACCACAUUUGAAAUCUCAUGCACUGAAUCUAAGAUGGUAUGAAUACUUCUCAUUAGGUGUAUUAUAG